AUGGAGUCUCUUUCGGCGUUAAAGGAGGCACGCGCGGACGCGACGUGUCUCCCCUGCGGUCGGUCUUCGUCGCUCUCGCAAUCACCCGCGCCGUCUGCCGCUGAGCCCGGGGCCUCGGGCCGAUCUACGCUGCCGGCGACAAAUCUCGAGCCGGUCGCUCUCAACGGCACGUCUUCGCCUUACGGCAGUCCGUCUCUGGCUCCAGCGUCUCUAGGGAAACCUGCCUCGCAUCCACUGUCUCGCGAAGUCGCGCGUAUCCUCUCCCGUCCGUUCCUCGACGCUCCGUUCUUGCCGGAGGCCUUGGCGUGUCUCUCUUCGUUCUAUUUGCCUGGACACCACACAGACCCCGAGGGCUCGAAGGCCUCUUUGGGCGCCACUUCGCGAGCGGGACUGGGCACGCCGCCCCUGCUUGUUCCUCUUAUUUAUCGAGAGAAGUUGCGAAUUCACCAAGAGGCCCUCGCCGCCUUCGCGCCCAUCCGUUCGCAGAUUGCCGACCUCAGCUGUCAAGUGCAACUCCUGUCGCGCACGUGUUCUCAGGCUGCCUCGCAGCUGCGCAGAAGCCGGUCCCACCUCGCCCCGCUUCUCCACGGAGUCGAGGCUCUUCGCGGACAGCAGCGGACGCUCCACAGUCGCCAGCGACUUUGUCACCUCCUCCUCGACUCUCUCCAGUUGCCCGAGCCUCUCCUGGAAGCUCUCACGGGCCGGAAAGGCACAUUCGGCGCCUACCUCGCCGAGGGCGCCGCGGAGACGGCAGGGCCGCCGAGCGAGGCGGGGGACAACGGGGCAGGUCUGCAGCUGACGGGGCCGGAACCGAGGCCCGAAGAAGCCGCGAAGGAAGAUCUGCGUCUCGAUGGACGCUUUUUCGAGGCCUUGCAGGAACUGGAGAAGAUCCGGAAACGCGCGUUGAAACUGCAGGCGAAGAUGUCGCAAGCGUCGAUGGCGCAUCGCGAGUUCUCCAAAGAGCAAGAGCUGGCGCGGACGAAUCCCGAACCUCUCGACGGACCGCUCCAAUUCUUCUCGCGGGCCGCGCCGAGGCUGGCAGAUGACGUGCUUCAGCACACAGCGGACCUCCGAGAGGCGGCUUACGAGCGGCUGUACCUGUGGAUUCAGCGGGUUUUUAGGAGCGCGGUUGGGGCCGGGGUCAGUUCCGAGGCGAGGCCAGGAGGCAGACGCAGUGAAACCAGUGGACCGAGGGGACAGAGCGGCAAGGGCUACAGGGACGCGCCCGACACGCACUCGAAGGGGAUCGAAACUCUGGCCAUCAGGCACGUCGAGGCGUUUGCAGCGGCUUUGGCGGCGACCGGCCUGAUUGACAAGUGCGAGCGCGAGGGGACGAGAACCUGUGGUGAGCAGCGUCUGAGAGCGGUCCUCGGAGUGGAGGAAGACUCGCCCCUCUUGCUUCGUGGUUUCCAGGUUCUCGAAGAGCGGCCCGCGUACCUCCAGGACUCCGUUCAAGAAUUCUCCCGUGUCCGAUCCCAACUGAUCACCGACGCGUUCUGGGGCACGCCGCUGGACUCCGAAGGCGAUCGCGUUCUGCCGCGCGGGACUGGUCCGGUCUUGAGCGUUUUGACGACGGCACGAAACCUCUCCGCCUAUUGGAGAAAGGCCGGAGUUCUGGGCGGAAACAAAGCCGUAGGUGGAAAACCAAAGGCAGAUGUGGAGGGCCGAACAGGUGCCGACGCCGCGCCACACGUCCUUCCUCUCGGCGCCUCCUUCGACACCGUCUGCCGAGCUGAGCCCGUUCAAUUCUUGCGGGCGACACUCCAGUAUGUGGCGCAUGCCGUGGCGGCUGAACGCGCCGUCACGCGCGGACUUGUGGUCCUGCUCCCGAGUGAGGACGCGCAGUCGCCUUCGCGUGGAGCCCCCGCGGGGAACGAAGCUGUUGGAGGGAAAUCGGCGAAGCAGACUGAAGAGACAGACCGGCCCGGAGGGGCUGAGAGGAGCCAGCGAGAGAGUUUGGCGGGAGUCGACACCCACCAGGAUCUCCAGGCAGGAGCGAGCGGGACGCAAGACGCGACUGGAGAGGAAUCGAGGAGAGCCCUUGAAAAGACGCAGCAAGGCGGAUUUGAAACCGGAAAGUCUGCAGCUCGUGCGGGGGGUUACCCUUCGGAAAGCUCGGAAGGCCCUGGUUUUGCUCUCAGCGGAGAGCAGGCAGGAACCCAUGGAGAUGAACAGGUUGGCGUCCGAUCCGUGAGUGAGAUGAGAGCGGGCGCCGCGCUCAGAGGCACUCGGCUUCUCCAAGAGCACACAGCGGGCAUGCAUCGACCUCUCAGGGCAGCCAUCGAACAAGCCUUCUCGAUGAUUCGGGCGAGUACAGCUUCGUCGGGAGCGGCCGGAAACCGUCUCCUUCAGCAGCACGUCCUCGGUGUGCUGCUCAUGGUCCGGCUGUUGGACGCGUACUCAGCUCUCCUGCGGUCUCUCCUUGUCUUUGGCGCAACCGUGGCUGGGUCGUCUCCCUCCGCCAGUGCACCACGGGCGGAGCGUGACGGCGGAUCAGGUGUUUCAGAGCGCAAGCACGCCGAGACGCACGAGCAAAGUCGAGGGCCUUCGGUCUCCGAUCCAACGUAUCCGUCGCCCGCCCUGCGAGGGAGAACUGGAAACCCGAUUCGAACCGACGACGAGUUGGUGAACGCUGUCGUGACUCCCGAGCUCGUUCGCUGUUGCGAAGAGUUCGCCGAUAAAGGCGAAGAACUUUUUCUGUCCCUCUGGGAGCGACAGGUCGUCCGGGCAGCGUCGUCCUCGCCGGUAGCUCGGCUGUCGUCCAUGCUGCUCUCAGGUCGUCUCUCGCCCGAGGCGGCUGGAGCAGAAAAAGAGAGUGCAGGGACGGGCGGCGACAGCGAGUUGAUCUCCUCGGCCGAGGGAGGGGUGUUUCUCGAGCUCACAGGCAGGCUCCGAGAAGCUUUAGAGAUCUUGCAUGCUCCCGUGAUUUCUGCAGAAGAAGAAGACGAGCUCUGGCUGCUUGCUUCCGGGAUAGCCGCCGCUGCGUCGCGUCCGGCGAGCGCAGAAAAAAAGGGGGAAGGAUCAGUCCCGUCCUGGGCCACGGCUCAGGCUGUCCUGGACGUGGUUAUAAACAGAGACGCUUUGAUUUGGGGGACUGAGGUGAAGUUGCGCGGAUGCCGACUGGAAGGGGUCCGGCGGAGCCGAGUCACGGGGCUGAGCGCAUUCGAGGAGCUCAGCGGCGACGGGAGCGACAGCGGGCCGGCAAGUGAAGAGCUGCAUGCCUGGGUGGAAGCCUCGGUUGCGCCUUUGCUGAACUUCUGCAGGCAAGAGGCGCGUCGCUUCAGCGAUGCCGGCGAGACAGCUGUGUGUCUUAUCAAUGCCUACGCAAGUGUCCAAGAGCCGCUGCGCCGAUUCCGUGUUUGCGGGAGCUAUCUGCGCGUGCUAGCUGAACUUUUGGACCAGCAAAUGGCUACUCUCGUUCAGGUCGAAUCAGGCCGAACGCUCGCGUCUCUGGGGCUCGCCGAGAGGCUCGACGCUGUCCGCAGGGCUGUCGAUCGCGAGCGUCGAGGUGGAGUCGCUGGAAACGGAGCUAAACCCCUGUCCGUCGAGGGCAACAAGGCGCCUCUCCAGGUUGGCAGGGAACAGUGUGAAAGUGGACCUGACGACGAUGUGCUUCUUCAUAAGGAAGAGCUCGUCAAGUUCUUUAGGGAGUUCUAUGUUGCACUGUAUGGAGCGAGUGCGUUGAAUCUCGACUACGUCGAUAGGCUGAUGCAUCGACACCUGCGUUCGAAUGCUAGGAAGGCCGUGCUCCAUGCAGUCCUCCAAGCCUACACGGAGAUCUACGUUCACACGAGCGACUUGCGGGCGGCUACGCACACCCCGGAAGACGUUGCGCUGCUUCUGGAUGUGUGA
This is a messenger RNA of Neospora caninum, 3852 nucleotides long. RefSeq lists its product as hypothetical. Bases 1 to 3852 code for a protein of 1283 amino acids. Gene Ontology annotation, cellular component: COG complex. Gene Ontology annotation, biological process: intra-Golgi vesicle-mediated transport. NCBI's taxonomy places the organism in Eukaryota, Apicomplexa, Conoidasida, Eucoccidiorida, Sarcocystidae. The transcript has a single exon. The record is from RefSeq and is a predicted model, not a curated record.